AGGCCCUGGGCUGGGCGCGGCCCCUGCGCUACCUUCGCCGGCCGCUGGCGGCGGGUCGGGCCCGGGCGGGGUGACGGCGGCUCCCGGAGCAGGCUCCACUUCCGGGGCGGGCGGCUCCGCUUCCGGGUCGGCGCGCGAGGGCUGGCUCUUCAAGUGGACCAAUUACAUCAAAGGCUACCAGCGCCGCUGGUUCGUCCUCAGCAACGGGCUCCUCAGCUACUACCGGUCCAAAGCAGAGAUGCGACACACUUGCCGCGGCACUAUCAACCUGGCCACAGCCAAUAUCACCGUGGAGGACUCCUGCAAUUUCAUCAUCUCCAAUGGCGGUGCCCAGACCUACCACCUCAAGGCCAGCUCAGAGGUGGAGAGGCAGCGCUGGGUCACUGCCCUAGAGCUGGCCAAGGCCAAAGCUGUCAAGAUGCUGGAAGAAUCAGAUGAUUCUGGUGAUGAGUCCAUGUCACAGACGGACAAGACAGAGCUUCAGAGCACACUGCGCACCCUGUCCAGCAAGGUGGAGGAUCUGAGCACCUGCAACGACCUCAUUGCUAAGCACGGCACAGCCCUGCAGCGUUCCCUCAGUGAGCUGGAGACCCUCCGGCUACCGGCUGAGAGCACAGAGAAGAUCAAGCAGGUGAACGAGCGAGCCACUCUUUUCCGUAUCACCUCCAACGCCAUGAUCAAUGCCUGCCGGGAUUUUCUGGUGCUGGCACAGACCCACAGCAAGAAGUGGCAGAAGUCACUGCAGCAUGAACGAGACCAGCGCAUCCGCCUGGAGGAGACGCUGGAGCAGCUUGCCAAGCAGCAUAACCACCUGGAGAGGGCUUUCCGUGGUGCCACUGUCCUGCCUGCCAGUGUACCUGGCACUGGGGGCUCAGCCAAAGAUCCGUGUUGCCCUGCAAAAGGAGACAUGAGCGAUGAGGAUGAUGACAACGAAUUCUUUGAUGCCCCAGAGAUCAUCACCAUGCCAGAGAGCAUGGGUCACAAACGCACUGGCAGCAACAUCAGUGGCACCAGCAGUGACAUCAGCCUGGAGGAGCAGUACAAGCACCAGCUAGAGGACACCAAAAAAGAGAAAAGAACCCGCAUCCCCUACAAGCCCAACUACAGCCUCAACCUCUGGAGCAUCAUGAAAAACUGCAUUGGGAAGGAGCUAUCUAAGAUCCCCAUGCCGGUGAACUUCAAUGAGCCCCUGUCCAUGCUGCAGCGCCUCACGGAGGACCUGGAGUAUUACGAGCUGCUUGACCGGGCAGCCAAGUGCGAGAGUUCCCUAGAGCAGCUGUGCUAUGUGGCUGCUUUCACCGUCUCAUCCUACUCUACCACUGUCUUCCGCACCAGCAAGCCCUUCAACCCACUCCUUGGGGAGACCUUCGAGCUGGACCGCCUGGAGGAGAAUGGCUACCGCUCCCUUUGCGAGCAGGUGUGUCACCACCCUCCAGCAGCUGCCCACCAUGUUGACUCCAAGCAUGGCUGGACGCUUCGUCAGGAGAUCAAAAUCACCAGCAAAUUUCGGGGCAAAUACCUCUCCAUCAUGCCUCUGGGUACCAUCCACUGCGUCUUCCACUCCUCCGGUAACCACUACACAUGGAAGAAGGUCACCACCACCGUGCACAACAUCAUUGUGGGCAAGCUCUGGAUAGACCAGUCAGGUGAAAUUGAGAUUGUCAAUCACAAGACGGGUGACAAGUGUAUCCUCAAGUUCGUUCCUUACAGCUACUUCUCUCGGGAUGUGGCGAGGAAGGUCACGGGGGAGGUGACAGACCCGACUGGGAAGGUGCACUUUGUUCUGCUGGGCACCUGGGAUGAGAAGAUGGACUGCUACAAGGUGAUAUCAGGUGUGGGGGACAACGGUGUGGAGGGACGUCAGAAGGCCCACGAGGCUGAGGACAGCCGGGUGCUGCUGUGGAAAAGGAACCCCCUCCCGAAGUAUGCAGAGAACAUGUAUUACUUCUCGGAACUGGCGCUGACACUCAAUGCUCCAGAGAAUGGCACGGCACCCACAGACAGCCGCCGGCGCCCCGAUCAGCGCCUCAUGGAGAACGGGCGCUGGGAUGAGGCCAAUGCUGAGAAGCAGCGGCUGGAGGAAAAGCAGCGCAUUUCUCGCAAGAGGCGUGAGGCUGAGGCUGCAAGGGCCACAGAGGACGGUACCCCCUAUGACCCCUACAAGCCGCUGUGGUUUGAGCGCAAGAAGGAUCCCAUCACCCAGGAGAUGACACACAUCUACAAGGGCGGCUACUGGGAGAGCAAAGAGAAGCAGGACUGGACCUUGUGCCCGGACAUUUUCUGAGCCAGUGGCAGGAGGAACAGCAGGAUGAAGGCGAGCUGACUGCGAGGGGAGCAGCUGCAGUGGGCCUGCAUCACAUGGCCCUUUCUGCAGCGCGCAUCUGUCUAUCCGUCUGUCUUAACCACCUGUCUGUCCCCAUGUGUUGCCGCGAGUGCCAGCUGUACUCGCCUGCCGGGGUUGCCUUAGCUGAUGCAAACUGACCUUGACACCAGGGUGGGGAGCAGGAGCCAGCCCAGCCCUGUGCCUGCUCCCUUGAGGGGCAUUCCCCCUCCGUCCCACACGUACGCACUUGUGCGCAGCCCGGCCCCCCUCCCCAGCGCAGGGUAAAUUGCUCCCUGUGCGUCUCCCUGAGGUGCCAAGGCAUGACUCCCCCCUUGACGUGUACCCCCAGGGGGAGGAAGCAAGCAUGACUCCCAGGGAGGGCAGGGUGCUGGCUCUGCCUGGGGUAGCUAGCACCAUGUGGGAGAGCCUGAGGCUGGCCUUAGUCUCUGCCCUGCCUCUCAUUUCCUUCCCUGUUCCUCUGACCCCAAAUGGCCAGGUGCUCUCUUGUGCUGAGGGUGCCUGGGCUUCAGGGCACCACCUGACCUGCCAGGGUGCCCAGAUGCCCUGGCCAUGCCCUACAGCCUGUUCUAUAGAUGUAUACAAUAAUAUAUGUAGAGAGCUACUGGGGCCCUUGGUCCCAUUCUUCCCCUGCGGUUCUGUGGCACCUGAGGGGAGCGGGCAUGCAGCCUGCCCCUGCUCCAGGGUCUCGGGUGUCCUGUCCCCCAGUCUUCCUGGGGUGUAGGCUGGCCAUGCCCCCCCCCAGGCUUGGACUCCCCCAUCAAGGUUCCUUUCUCAUAGAUUAUUUAGGAGAAGGAGAGAUCCUUAGUUGUGUGGGGGCAGCCCUGGACACUAGCGGGCUGUGCUAGGCUGCUCUGUGCACACUACCUCCCCUAGCAGAGGCAGCAGGGCACAGUGGCCCAUGUCCAUCUCCCCUUGCCAGCUUCUCCUCCCCCCACCCAAUUCCUCCUUUGCCCCUCUGGGUGGGAGAUCUCUGUGGAGCAGGCGAGCAGGGGUCCCUGCAUCCUCAAACACUACAAUGAGGUGGAAACACUCAGCCAGGGGAGAGGGAGGGUAGUGCUAGUGAGCAGGGGAUCUGUCUCCCCAAACAUGAUGUGGGAGCAGAGCUGCCCUCCUAGGAGUUAUCUCUGUGGGCAGGGGCUUGCUGCAUUCCUAAAAUGACAGAAAAGCAGGGAUAUAUGAUGCCUUUUUUUUUCUUUGUUUUCUUUCCUUCCAAGAGAACAACUAAAUUAAAAUCUGUGAAUGCCCCAA
Rhea pennata is the source of this 3592-nucleotide messenger RNA. It is a transcript of the gene OSBP, whose product is annotated as oxysterol binding protein. The record is from RefSeq and is a predicted model, not a curated record. NCBI's taxonomy places the organism in Eukaryota, Metazoa, Chordata, Aves, Rheiformes, Rheidae. Gene Ontology annotation, cellular component: perinuclear endoplasmic reticulum; intracellular membrane-bounded organelle; cytosol. The transcript has 14 exons. Gene Ontology annotation, molecular function: sterol binding. The coding region runs from base 239 to 2284 and encodes 681 amino acids.